AUGAAAAGAUUUCACUCGAUCGUUGGUGAAAAGCCUGCCCACGAGGCUGCGGGCACUUCAAUUGAUGACCCAAAUGUUCUGCAGAUCAGAGCCGACGACAAGGAGGCUGCUCAUGCGCCCGUCAAUGAAGUGACCAGUCGUGAGGAGGCCAAGCCGAGCGACGGAGCCCAGUCUGGUGUCAAGAAGAUAGAGGCUGUGACCCUGAGUUGGACAAGGGGCGCGGCGUUCGCAGUUUUAGUACUCAUUUGGUUCCUCACGCUGGUCAACGAUUUCAGAGGCUCCAUCGUUGUAAGCUUGGAUGCUUAUGCCACGAGUUCUUUCCAAGGCCACUCGCUGUUGACCGUCAUCACCAUUGUGUCAUAUGUUAUGGGAGGCUCCGUGUACAUACCUAUGGCUAAGGCGCUAGAUCUUUGGGGCCGUGCAGAGGGUUUCCUUCUGAUGACUUUCUUCUGUAUUCUGGGCUUGAUUCUUCUGGCUUCAUCCCAGAAUCUCGCCACCUAUUGCGCCGGACAGGUAUUCUACAAGGUCGGGUUUGGUGGACUUUCCUACACCUGGAAUGUCCUUGCAGCCGAUGUGACGAAUCUACGAAACCGAGGUCUAGCGUUUGCUUUCACCUCGUCCCCUGCUUUGAUCUCCGCGUUCGCUGGUUCCAAGGCUGCGUCGGAUCUCCUUGCCGAUGCGAGUUGGCGAUGGGGCUUUGGCAUGUGGGCAAUUAUCUUGCCGGCUGUUGCUCUACCAAUCUAUGCCAUUUUGGCUUACCACCUACGCCAAGCCGAGAAAAAGGGUAUACUCGUCAAGGAGACGAAAAAUUGGAGUAUCACCCCGAAGACGAUUUGGUGGGCCAUUAUGGAAUUCGAUUUGCCCGGAGUUCUUCUGUUCGCUGGCGGGUUUGUCAUAUUCCUUCUCCCCUUUACUUUGGCGGCGACGGCGCCCCAUGGUUAUCAGACCAGCUAUAUCAUUGCGAUGCUUACUCUCGGCCUGGUGCUAAUCAUCGCUUUCGGCUUCUACGAAAUCUUUGUGGCGCCCGUGCCAUUCCUGAACUAUAAAUUCCUCACUGACCGGACCGUGCUGGGCGCAUGUCUGCUAGAUAUGACGUACCAGGUUUCUUACUACUGCUAUGCCAGCUAUCUCCCGUCUUUCUUGCAAGUAGUGUACGAGUUGGACGUCGCCACGGCUGGAUAUGUGACCAACACAUUCAAUGUGGUGGCCUUUGUCUUCUUGUUCCUCGCUGGUUGGCUGAUCCGCUGGACCGGUCGUUUCAAGUGGAUCCUUUGGAUCUGCGUUCCGCUCUAUAUCCUCGGCCUUGGUCUGAUGAUUCACUUCCGUCAACCGGGCGGAUAUAUUGGGUACAUUGUUAUGUGCGAGGUUUUCUUCUCGGCCGCCGGAAGUGUCUUCAUUCUCUGCGUGCAACUGGCGGUUCUUGCGUCCGUUGACCACCAACAUGUUGCCGCCGUGCUGGCUUUGCUGUUCGUCAUGGGCAGCAUUGGUGGCUCUAUUGGCAGCGCAAUCUGUGGAGCUAUCUGGACCAACACUUUUCUGUCGAGACUUGAGAGAAACUUACCCGAGUCCGCCGUGUCUGACUUGGCCACGAUAUAUAGUUCACUCCCCACCCAGCUCAGCUACCCAGUCGGAAGUGCUACACGGACCGCCAUUGUGGAGGCAUACGGUUAUGCCCAGGCAAGGAUGCUCAUUGCCGGUACUUCAUUCAUGGUUCUGGGCUUCAUUUGGGUUGGCAUGAUGAGAAACCUGAACGUGAAAAAUAUGACUCAGACCAAGGGUAAUGUUGUUAGCCAGGCACAGUCCGACACAGCCGAUCAAGUGGACUGCGGUUCUGUGGAUAGUCUACUCACACCUGAGCGGAUGGAGAUCCUUGCCCGCUUCGCCGAUCAAGCCUACCUUCGAUACAUCAAGUCUGCGCCGUGCCUUACCCAUCUUCCGACGGUGAUACAUGUCAACGUGUUGAACGCUCUAGCCGUGAACGCCGCGGCCCUGGGCUUGGCAGAUAUAUGGCUGCUUUGUGAAUCUUUGUCACCUUUUGGACGAAUAGGUCCCGAACCCAAACCUGUUGAAAACCCCUCUUGGCCCCAAGGCUUGCGCCCGACUAUGCUACAGCUCAACGUGCUCCACCACCCGUGGAUUGACUUGUUUCCUAUCCCACGUCUGCGAGACAAUAUUCUCUGGUCGUCUGUUUGCCAUGACGUAGUUGACGAGGACGAAUUGUGGUAUGACCUCGUUGAAAUGAAGUCGACUAAGGAUGGGAAACCGAGCCCUUCCUUAAUUGCAUGGGGCCAGCCAUGGGAUCCCCGAGGUUGGGAAGUGAGCGUGCCAUUCCUGCAAAAAUGGGGGCAUCUACUUGAAGGAUGCCCGGAGAUACUUGACUCCACAAACUUUUGGCGUGAAAAGUCGAGGAGAAAGGAGGCUUAA
This is a messenger RNA of Aspergillus novofumigatus IBT 16806, 2424 nucleotides long. RefSeq names its product MFS siderochrome iron transporter MirB (gene mirB). Gene Ontology annotation, biological process: transmembrane transport. The record is from RefSeq and is a predicted model, not a curated record. Gene Ontology annotation, molecular function: transmembrane transporter activity. NCBI's taxonomy places the organism in Eukaryota, Fungi, Ascomycota, Eurotiomycetes, Eurotiales, Aspergillaceae. The coding region runs from base 1 to 2424 and encodes 807 amino acids. The transcript is spliced from 5 exons.